Pestalotiopsis fici W106-1 is the source of this 1131-nucleotide messenger RNA. RefSeq lists its product as uncharacterized. NCBI's taxonomy places the organism in Eukaryota, Fungi, Ascomycota, Sordariomycetes, Amphisphaeriales, Sporocadaceae. The record is from RefSeq and is a predicted model, not a curated record. The transcript has a single exon. Gene Ontology annotation, biological process: pantothenate biosynthetic process. Gene Ontology annotation, molecular function: pantoate-beta-alanine ligase activity. Bases 1 to 1131 code for a protein of 376 amino acids.
AUGUUUGCUCGCGCAAUCCCACGAGCGACCGGCUCGCGUGCCGUCCACUCCACCGUGCCCUUCACCUUCCGCGGCAUGGCUUCGUCGACACGCCGAGCGCCCCGGGAGAAGAUCCCCUCGUCAUCGAUUCGGAUCCUCCGCAGCGUCGACUCCGUCCGGGCAUGGCGCCGCCCGCACCUGCUCGACCACCGACUCGUCUCGCUCGUGCCGACCAUGGGCGCCCUGCACCGCGGGCAUCUGGCGCUGAUCCGCGCCGCCGCCCGGGAAACCCACCAUGUGGUGGUCUCCAUAUACGUCAACCCAGCGCAAUUUGGUGUCAAGGAAGACCUGGCGAGCUAUCCCGUGACUUGGGACAGCGACUGCCGGAUUCUGGCCGAGCUGGAUCGUGAGCUCGCCGACGACGGCGGCAAUCUCGGCCGGAUCAGCGCCGUCUUUGCGCCGACCACCGCCGAUAUGUACCCCUCCGGCUUUCCGGGCCAGGAGAUUGACUCCAAGGGCUCAUUUGUGACACUCACGCCCGUGGGUGAGGUUCUCGAGGGUGCAAGCAGACCGACCUUCUUCCGUGGCGUCGCCACCGUCUGCAUGAAACUCUUCAACAUUGUACAGCCCGAAAAGGUGUACUUUGGCCAGAAGGAUGUGCAGCAAACGGUGGUGAUCCGUAAGAUGGUCAAGGACUUCAUGAUGCCAAUUGAUGUGCAGAUUGAAGCGACGGAAAGAGAGGCCGAUGGCCUUGCGCUCAGCUCCCGAAACGUAUACCUCGGCGAGAGAAGGAGAAAGGUAGCAACUGUGCUGAACCGCGCUCUCAGGGCAGCAGAAAAGGAGUACGCAAACGGAAAGCGAGACCGAGAGUCGAUACUGGGCGCUGCCAGCAAGGUUACGACAGAUAUCCUCAACGAGCAAAUGGCACUGGCUCCGGAACAAAGGGUCAAGUACGAGGUCGACUACAUUGCCUUGUCCGAUCCGGACACAAUGGUGGAGCUGACAGAAGUCGACUCGACCAAGGGCGGUAUUCUGAGUGGAGCAGUCAAGAUGCUGCCGGUCGAGUCACCGCAACCAGGAGAGGAUCUCGGUCACAGCGGUGGCCCCUCAGUAAGGCUGAUUGACAAUAUUGUCCUCAGGCCAACUGCAUAA